Messenger RNA from Dictyostelium discoideum AX4, 5478 nucleotides. Its product is annotated as tetratricopeptide-like helical domain-containing protein. Gene Ontology annotation, cellular component: Ski complex. NCBI's taxonomy places the organism in Eukaryota, Evosea, Eumycetozoa, Dictyosteliales, Dictyosteliaceae. The record is from RefSeq and is a predicted model, not a curated record. Gene Ontology annotation, biological process: RNA catabolic process. The transcript is spliced from 3 exons. The coding region runs from base 1 to 5478 and encodes 1825 amino acids.
AUGGACUAUAUUAAAAGUAAAUUAAAAGAGACAAGGGAGGCUAUUGAUAAAAAAGAUUAUAAGACAGCAUUAGAAAAUUGUAAUGAGAUAGUACAAUAUGAUGAUCAAAAUUUCAUGAUUCAUCUUUUUUUAGGUGUUUCAAAUUUUAAUUUAAAUAAUUUAGCUGCUGCUGAAAAAUCAUAUAUUGCUGCAUUAAAAAUACAGAAUUCACCAGUUCCAUUAAGGGGUUUACUAGAAUUAUAUAAUAAAACAAAUGAAAAUGAUAAAUUAUCAAACACAUUAAAAGAAUUAAUUCCAUUAACAACAGAUAAACAAAAAAAAAAAGAAUUGGUAUUUAGAUUAAUUGAAAUUAGUUACUUUUUAAAAGAUUAUAAAACUACAAUUGAUUUGAUUUCACCAAUUUUAUUUGAAAAUGAAAAAAGUAGUGAUGAUGGAGAAAAUGAUAGUGAAUCAUCAAAAAUAGAUAGAAUUAAAUUAUUAGAAAAAUUUGAAGAUGCAAAUUAUCAAUACUAUUUAAACACUUUAAAAACUAAAAUCGAUGAAAAAUUACGUGAGAAGAAUAUACCAAUUGUAGAUUACUCAAAAUUACAUGUAUUAGGUGCAAUUCAACAUACACCUGAACAAAAACAAGAAAGAGAUAAAAUUGAAUUUGAAUUAAAUAAAUCAUUAAUUAAUAAUUUUAAUUUAAAAGUUUAUGAAGAAUUAUUAACAAAAAUAAAUUUAAAUAUUUUAACAAAUGAACAAAUGAUAAGAAUUUAUACUCAUUUCAUUCAAAUAUUAAUUGGUAAAAGAAGAAUUUAUAGUAAUGAAGAGAAUAAAGAUGAAGAAAAACAAAAACAACUUUAUAAAGAAAUUUAUGAAAAUUGUGAAAGAAUGAAUGAAAUGUUAUCAACACCAAUUUAUUCAUUAGAAAAUUUAAUAAAUUUAUUAGAAGAAGAAUUUAAUUUUAAUGAUGAUGAUGAUGAUGAAGAUGAUGAUCAAGAAUCAAAGAAUAAUAAUGAAUUAUAUGAAAAAAUUAAUGAAAUUUCAAAUAUUUUAACAAAUAAAUAUGCAAAUAGGGGAUUAGGUUGGAUAGGGUUAGGAUUUUAUAAAGUUUUUAAAUUAAAAGAUUAUAGUGAACAAAGUAAACAAUUAAUAGAGAAAGGAUUUUCAAAUUCAGGUAGUACCGAAUCAUUAUUAGGUUAUUUAGCAUUAUCAAAAUGGUAUUUAAAAGUUGAAAAUCAUGAACGUGUUAGAGAUAUAGUUAAAAAGUCAAUGAUUGUCUAUGAGCAAAAACAAAGAUCAGUUGGUGGUGCCAAUUAUUUUAAUAAUAUUUUCAUUAAACUUCAAUUGAUUUUAGUUGAAUCAUUAUCAUUCAAUUGUAAUUUUGAAUUGGCAUCAUCAUUAUUAGAAUCAUUAAUUAAUAAAUUCCCAAUUCAUUUUAAUUAUUUAACAUUUUCACAAAGUAAAUUAAAUUUUUAUUCAAUUAAAGAUUAUAAAAAAUCAAAAGAAUUAUUUCAAUUAAUUAUUAAUAAUAAUCAAAAUAAUAAUCAAAAUAAUAAUCAAAAUAAGAAAAUUAUUGAAUUAUCAAAAAUUUAUUUAAUUUGGAUUGAUAUUUUAUUAAAAGAAUCAAAAGAAUCAUUAAUUAAAAGUAAAGAUAAUUUAAAAGAAAUAAUUGAAUUAAAUGGUGAAACUGCUAAUAAUUAUUUAAAUUAUUAUGUUUAUGGUUUAGUUUUAAUGGAAUUAAAUAAAAUUGAAAAUAAUAAUAAUAAUGAUAAUAAUAAUGAUAAUUGUUCAUUUAUAAUUCAACAAUUUUUAAAAUCAGCAAAAUUAAAUUCAAAUCAUUCUGAUACGUUUGCAAAAUUAGGUACACUUUAUAAAAUGAUUGGUCAAAAAGAGAGAUCAAAGAAAUGUUAUCAAAAAAGUUUACAAUUGGAUAUUUUAAAUGGUGAAGCAGGAUUUGAGUUGGGUGAAAUCUAUGCAGAGAGUGGUCAAACUUCAUUGGUGAUGUCAUUGUAUAAAGAGAUUACCGAUUUUUGUUUAUCAGCUAAACAAAUUAAAAGAUUCCCAAUUAAUGUUAUAAAAUGUUCAUGGGCAUUCUAUAGACUUGCAAUCUAUCAAAUGGAUAAUAAAGAUAUACAUAAUUCCGUAGUAUCCCUAUUGAAUGCAAUUAAGGGUGAGCCUUUGAAUGAGAGUUAUUGGCGUACAUUGGCCGAAGCAUAUCGUAGACAAUUCAAAUAUGUUGCAGCUUUAAAAUCUUUGAAAAAGGCAGAAGAGAUUUUAGAUAAUGAAAAUCGUAUUGCAACUGAUAUCAAUUUUCAAAUUGCAACAUUAUCAAAAACUUUAGGUCUCUAUGAUGAUGCUAUCAAUGAAUAUGAUAGAGUUUUAAAACAAUUGGAAAAUAAUGUUCCUUCAUUAAAAGGUAAAGCUGAAUGUUUAUUACAAUUAUCUAUUGAACAAUAUAAAUUUAGAAAUUUUCGUCAAUCUUUAAUUCAUCUCGAAUUAGCUGAAUCUUCAAUUAAAAUUGCAUUAGAAAAAGAAAAUAAUUUUCAUUCAUUAUGGAGAUUAUAUGCUGAUAUUUCAAGUUAUUUCUUAAAUUUACCAAAUAAUAAUAAUAACAAUAGUAAUAGUAAUAAUAAUAAUAAUUAUGAUUAUUUAAUUGAAAAAUCAAAACAAUCUUCAAAUGCAUAUUUUAAUUGUGUUAGAAUUCAUUCAAAUUCCCAUUCAUUACAAGAUUUAUCAAUUGGUUAUUAUAAUCAAUAUAUUAUUUUUAAAAAUUAUUUAAAACAACAAGGAAAGCAACAACAAGAGAAAAAUUUAAAAGUUACAAAAGAAGAAACAGAGAAUUUAUUAAAAUCAUCAAUUAAAUGUGUUGUUGAAGCUUUAAAUUUAUCACCAUCAGACCCAAUGUUAUGGAAUUUAUUAGGUGUUGUUUUAAUGGACAAAUUCCCUGCCCAAAGUCAACAUGCCCUAAUUAGAUCGAUUCAAUUAGAUUCUUCAAAAUCUGAACCAUAUAAUAAUUUAACUUUAUUAUAUUUUGAAUAUGGUUUCAUUGAACAAUCUGAUAAAUCUUUAAUGAUUGCCAAAAAUAAUAAUAUUGAUUCUGUUAUUUCUUGGUCUUUGCAAGGUUUAAUUAAUGAAGUUAAAUCAAGUAAUAAAAAUAUUAAUAAUAAUAAUAAUAAUGAUAAUAAUAAUAAUAAUUCAACAGGUAGAGAAGAUUAUAAUUAUAUUGAUAAUGCAUUAGAAUCAUCACCAAUUGGUCAAGGGUUAUUAGGUUAUGGUAUAACAUCAUUAUUAGAAGGUUAUAGUGAAACUAGUUAUUCAGUAUUAUACAAAUACGUUGAAUUAAAUCCAAAUUCAAUUGAAGGAAAUAAUUCAUUAGCUUUAGUUUACAGCCAUCAAAAUGAUUAUGAAAAUUCUGAAAAAUAUUUUAAAUCUGCUUUAAAUUUAUUAUCAAAUAGUAGCAACAGUAGUAAAACCAUCAUUAAAAAUAAUGAUAAUGAUAAUGAAUCAAAGAUUACAUUAAAUAAUAAUAAUUCAAGUUGUUCAAUUGGUUCAAUAUUAUUCUCUGAUAAACCAUUAAAUGAUGGUAUUGAAUUUUCAAAUGAUGAAAAAUUAAAAUAUGUUAAAAUUAAUUUAUCAAGAACUCAAUAUUAUUUAGGUAAAUUUGAUGAAGCAUUAGAAACAAUUAAACCAUAUAUUACAACAACUCAAACAACAGAACCAUCAUUAUCAAAUAGUAUAUUAUUUGAAUUGGUUUCAUUAAUUUAUUGUAAAUUAAAUAAAUUAAAUGAAUCAAUUGAUGCAAUGAAGAAAUCAAUUUCACAAAUUCCAAAAUCAUUAGAAACUGCAACCAUUAGAAAACAAAAUUUAUUAUUUACAUUAGCAAAGAUUCAAUAUACUUGUAAUAAUAAUAAUAAUAGUGGUAAAAAACAACAAAUUGAUACAAUUGUUAAAACUUUAGAAGCAAUUAUAACAAUUGACAAAAGAUUCUAUAAAUCAUGGUAUUAUUUAGCUGCAAUCUAUAUUGAUUGUGGUAAAAAUGAUUUAGCAAAGAAUGUUUUAAUUAAAUUACAAACAACAGUUGAACAAUUGGAAUCCAAUAGCUAUUUAUUAUUAUCAAAAAUUCAUUUAUUAAAUAAUGAAAUUGAAGAAGCCAGAAAACAAUUACAAAAAUUAAUUCAUUUAUUCCCAUUAGAGCCAAUUGGUUGGACAAGUUUAGCUGAUUUAGAAAUGAAAUAUUUCAUUAAUAAUAGUAAUAGUAAUAGUAAUAGUGAAAAUAAUGAUCCAUGUAAUUUACCAUUAUCAUUAUUAAAUCAUUCAUUAAAUAAGAAACAAAGUCAAGAAUAUUCUGGUAUGGGUCAAUUAAGUGUUGGUCCUGAUCACAAAGUAUUACAACCACCAACUAUUAAAGAAUUGGAAAUCAUUGCAAAAGCAAAUCUUUAUGAUUUACAAUCACCUUGGACAAAAUGUUUAGAUAAUGCCAUUGUUAUAAUCAAACGUAUCAUUCAUUCAAAUCCAUUAUCAACUACUAAUAAUAAUAUUCAACCUUGGGUUCAUCUUCAAAAUUUACUUUAUUGGCGUUCACUUUAUACUGAUAAUAAAGAGGAUUGGGAAUCAACUAAAUCAUGUUGGAAUGUUGUACAAUAUUUGUUAACAAAAACAACAACAACAACAACAACAAUAACAGAAGAAUUUAAAUUUCAACAAAUUUUAAUUGAACUUGAAUUUAAAUUAGCACUUUCAAUUACAAGUGAAGGUGAUAGUGGUACCACUGAUGAUAUUGCUGAAUUUGAUAAACUAAUUUCAAAUUAUCAAAAACAAACAAAUUAUACAAAUGAAAAGAAAUCUGUAUUAUUAUCACUAGAAGCAAAGAAAUUUUUAAAACAAGGCGAUAAAGUUAAAGCAUUAUCAAUUUUAAAGGAUGCAUUAAAAUUAGAACCAAAUUCAAUUCCAAUCUAUCAUAAUCUUUGUGAUAUUUAUCAAAGUAAUGAUCAAUUAGAUGCUUCUUUACUUUGUUUAAAUAGAUCACUUUUAGUAUUAAAACAACAAACAACCAAUAACAAUAAUUAUAAUAAUAAUAAUAAUAAUGGUUUAAUUUUAACAACAAUAUCGAAAAUUAUUAGAAUUUAUUGUAUUCAAAAGAAAUUUAAAGAUUCAUUAAAAUUAUUAGAAGAAAAUUUAAAUAAUAAUAAUUAUUUAGAUAAUCCAGUUAUAAAAUUAUUAAAAGGUAUUCUAAUUAUUGGUUCAAGUAAAUUAACAAAUAAUAAUUUAAAACAAUUCACAAAUGAUAUGAAGAAUGCUUUAAAUUUAUUAGAGGAAUCAUCAACCAUUAAUUCAAAACUAUCCUUAACUAAUUUUUAUUCUGCUGUUGUUCAAUUUAAUUUAAAAAAUUUCAGUUUAUCUGAUAUAUUAUUACAAAAAGAAUUAAAUUUAACUCCUUCUCUCUCGCUACAAAUUAAUUCCUUACAAGAAAAAAUUAAACAAUUUACAAAAUAA